AUGCUGGCGGCGAUAGCACAGGCCUGGCAGACCAAGAUCCGGGAAUCCAAUUGCCAGGACUUGGCCAACGUGUUGCGAUCGAUGGCAACCGCUGCGGCAUCGCUUCCUGCGGAGAUGCUCGCGCCGGCAGCGGAGGCGACGGCUCUUCGCCUGCACGGCUUCGAAUCCCAGGGUCUGGCCAACAUUUCCUGGUCCUCGGGUGUGUCGGAGUCCCGGGGCGUGUCGCCAAUGCAUGCUGCGUCCGCCGUGGUCAGCCUCAAGGCGACUUCUUUCUCUUCGCAGGAGCUCUGUAACGCAAUCUGGGCCUUCGCCACCGCGAAAGUUGCGGAGGGGGAGCCCUUCUUCCAGGCGGUCGGAGAUGCCGCCUACCCGCGCUUGUUCCAGCUUUUGCCCGUGGACUUGGCCAACGCAGCCCGAGCACCCGCGACGGUCGAGCCUCGCAGCCAGGCGUCGGCCGCUGCGGCCAAGGAAGUUGCUGAGCAGAGGUUUGGAGUUUGGUGUGCUGCUGCUCAGCGGCCGGAGGACCAAAAGACUGCCGUGGUGAAUGUCCUCUCCGUCGUGGAGGCACUGGGAAGGCUGGAUCUCAAGGAGUCUCUUGUGUCCGCUGCGUCGGCGGCUCUCUGCGACCGAGCGCAACGCUUGGACCAAAGCUACCAGGAGCAGCCUGUGCUGGAGGAGCUUCGCGUGACGACGGCAGAGCUGGCUCUCGAUUCUGUGACGGAGCCCAGAGUCUUGGAGAGCCUUCCAGGCCUUUGCGUGCUGUGGAAGCCUCCGGGCUGGUCGGCGGCGCUGGAAGAUCCGAAGUCGGAGUCAGACAAAGACUUCGCACUGAGACGUUGGCUCCAGCGCCACUUCGGCAAGUCCUCGCCAAUCGUCUAUGACGAAGGCGAGACAUAUGGACUCGUGCAUCGGCUGGACCGUUUUACGUCUGGCCCAUUGCUUUGGGCUCCGUGCUACCGUGGCCUCUUUGAGGCGAGGCUUCAGUUUGCAGCUCGCCAGGUUUGCAAGGAGUACCUUUGUAUCGGCCGAGGCUGGCUUCAGCUGAGCUCCGGGCCUCUUCACUUGAAGGCUCCUUUGAAAGAGGAGAUUGCGAUUGAUGGGGAGCUGCGGCUGGCCAGAAGCCGGGUGAACCCCAUCUCCGGGAAAUGGGCCCACACAGAGGUUUCGGAGGCAGUUCUUCUCAGUGGUCCGGACAGGGAGCCUUACACGCUCAUGAAGGUGCGCCUUCACACAGGACGAACGCAUCAAAUACGCUGCCACCUGAGCCACGAGGGGCACCCCCUCCUGGGUGAUCCAGUCUACGGCGGCCCAACGCCGGGCUGGUCUUCGAGGCACUGGCUUCACGCCUGGAGGCUGCAGCUUCGAAUCAGCUCCGGAAAAGUCGACCUCCAGGUGCCGGUGCCGGUGGAUCUUCAGGAAACCCUCCGAAGGCUUGCUCCUGCAAGCUUACAGGAAGCCUACAAGUCCCGGCCCUGGCUUCCGCAGACUCCGGGAAAGAGUCCUUCUCAAAAUUCGGAAGGGACUAGGACGAGAAGGAAGGUGCUGGGUUGA
Symbiodinium sp. CCMP2592 is the source of this 1551-nucleotide messenger RNA. The record is from the annotation of a GenBank genome assembly. Lineage: Eukaryota; Dinophyceae; Suessiales; Symbiodiniaceae.